UCAAGAACGAGCUCUUUGUGAUUGUCUGCGGUUCCAUGGCGACUGCAUCCAAUGAAGCCACGAGCAUCUGCAGUCACUGAUCUAUUCCUUCUACAAAUAUUGAUUUGCAUUAUGUUCAUUGCUCCCGAAAUCUAGAAAGAUGUAAACAUUGUGGUGACAUGGUUCCCAAAAAACAUGCUGAGGAACAUUACUUAAAUACCCAUGCUUCGGUAUGUGAAUUUAUCUUAGAAAGUCUUUUUACCAAGUGGAAUAUUAUGUCAUGUAUUUCCAAAGGACGUAUUCACUGUUUUUUUAAAUUAAGGAUUUUUCCUCUUUUUAAUUUUGUUGUUUGUCAAGGAACUUGCAAUUGCCUUGGCAAAAUUUAUCUGGAAGGAAUUGCAAGGUCAAGUUAAUGUUGCCACAUAUCCUUUGGGCAGGAUCUUGUACCUUGUUCUUGGUAUUUCUUGCUGAAGUAGUUGCAGUAUGGGAUUUAAAAAAAAGAAAGAUUAUAAUUAUGGCCUGUCUUCAUAGUAGAGCAGAGAAGUUUGUCAAGAGGAAUGGAGCCUGCCGUUGCCACACAUGCUGUGUGUGUGAACUUUUACCUAAUGGGUUCUUUGGGUUUCUUACUGAAGCAGGUAUCCUGUUCACUCUGUAGUGAGACAAUGGAACGUGAAAUUUUAGCUGUUCAUAGGGGUGAAAAUUGCCCCCAAAGGAUUGUCACAUGUGAAUUUUGUGAAUUUCCUUUGCCUGCAAUUGAUCUGUCAGAGCAUCAGGAAGUAUGUGGCAACCGAACAGAAUUGUGUCAUCUGUGUAGAAGGUACGUUAGACUGCGUGAAAGGAAUGACCACGAAGCCAACUGCAAUGGUGUCUCAUACGAUAGUGUUGGUGUACCUGAUAAUACUGUCAGUCCUUCCAGAAGGGAUGCUAGGGCAGCUGAAAGAGAGCAAGGUGGGCGGAGAAGGCCACCACAGGAGUUUUCACAGAGACGUGUUCUAUUCACCAUUGCAAUAACAGGCAUUGCUGUUAUAUUAGGAUCACUCUUCUUCCAGAGGAAGACUGAGAACACUGAAAUGCAUUAGCAGCAGGAAAGAACUUUAUGGUGGUGUAUUCAUUUUGUCUGGAACUGAAUUAUUUUGAGAAAAUACUGCAAUAACCAUUUGAACACAUAAGGAUGCCACUGAUAUAUAAAACAUAUAUUAUUGACAUUUUAUUCA
This is a messenger RNA of Vitis vinifera (wine grape), 1193 nucleotides long. RefSeq lists its product as uncharacterized. The transcript is spliced from 6 exons. Bases 537 to 1058 code for a protein of 173 amino acids. Lineage: Eukaryota; Viridiplantae; Streptophyta; Magnoliopsida; Vitales; Vitaceae. The record is from RefSeq and is a predicted model, not a curated record.